Petromyzon marinus (sea lamprey) is the source of this 2353-nucleotide messenger RNA. NCBI's taxonomy places the organism in Eukaryota, Metazoa, Chordata, Hyperoartia, Petromyzontiformes, Petromyzontidae. The record is from RefSeq and is a predicted model, not a curated record.
CCUCCCUCCCACCUCCUCCAUCCAUCCCUCCCACCUCCUCCAUCCAUCCCUCCCUCCCCGUCCCCCGCUGCAGGCUGAGAAGGACUGAUCCCUGGUCCUGACGACGAGGACUGCUGUGAAUCGCUCUCUCGAAUUGUUGGGUUGGUUCAACUUCCACAGCCCCUCUCCCCCUCCCACCUUAUCCGACCCCCCCCCCCCCCCCCCCACCACAGACCCCGCCAUGUCCCUGCCGACCCCGGCGAGUUGCGUGCCGGGGGCCAAGUCGCGGCGUCGAGGAGGGGGGCCGCACUGCGCCCUGCGGGUGGCGCUGCCCGACGGACGGGCGCUGGAGCUGGCCGCCGCGGUGAGUGUGACCGGGCAGGAGCUGCUGGCGCAGGUGUGUACGCUGCUGCGGGUCCGAGAUUCGAGGUUUUUUGGAAUCAGCAUCUCAAUCCGGAACGAGCACGUGUUCAUGGAGCCCCAGGGCAAGCUCGGCAAGUACUGCCCCAAGCAGUGGCUCCGGGAGGUGGCCCAGGCGCAGGCUGCCGGGAGGAGUGGACCCCCUCUAACUGUCUUCUUCCGAGCCCAGUGCUACGUGGACUUGGCCCGCGCCAUCCGGGACCCGGUCUCGAGGCACUGGUACUACGCGCAGGUGCGAGCCCAGGUGCGCGCGUCGCGGUGCGCGGGGAGGGAGGAGGCCUUCUUCUCGCUCGCCGCGCUCGCGCUGCAGUGCGACUUCGGGGACCUCGCGGUGGGGCCGGCCGGGGCCGCCUCGGGGAAGACGACGCGGGAGGACGCGGAGGCGCACGGGGACCCGACGGGGCGAGGUGGGGACCAGGGGGAACCGGCGCCGCCGCCGUCGCCGUCGUCGCCGCCGCCGCCUACUCGCCACGGCGACGCGGAGUACUUCGACCCCAGCGAUUACUUCCCCGCGUGGGUGCUGUCCCGCCGGGGCCGUGGCUUCGUGCUGCGCCACGCGCCGCGUGCCCAUGCUGAGCUGGCGGGGCUGGCACGGGGCCGCGCGCUGCUGCGCUUCGUGCGCGAGGCGUGCACUCGGCUCGCCGACGACGUCCCCGUCACGCGCUACCACCUGCUGCUCCACGAUAAACACGUGGACCGUGAACUCAUCCUAGGAGUGUCGUUCGAUGGACUUCAGAUUUUUCAGGGCCCGGGGAAGCACCAGGGGGAGUUUCUCUACGCGGUGCCGUGGACGAACAUCAGGAAGAUAUCGGCGCAGGGUUCACGGUUCGUGGUCCGCCUCGAGGGCCGGGCGUCCACUGGCGGCCGCCUGACGUUGUGCACCGGGCACCCGCGGCACGCGAGCGGCCUGCUGCACCACGUGCGCCGCUGCCACCAGCUGCACGUGCAGCUGCAGCCGCUGCUGGCGAGGAUGCGGGCGCGGGAGCAGGACGGCCUCCCCUACCGAGAAUGCUUCAUCAGCGACUACCCCGACUCGAGCCCCCCGGAGCCCCCCAGCGCCGACCUUGACCCCGCAAGACCACAGGGGGCCCGGCAGCAGCAGCAGCGAGGGGACUGCGGGGACCCUCUCGGAGGAGAAGCGGGGGUCGCGGCAGACGUCGGACAAGACGAGACUCAAGAGGAGCUGCCUCGGGGUCCGCGCGGGGUCACGCUCAGACGCGCACGUUCACAAGUCGUGCAGGAGACGUCACACAAGCGCCCCUGUGUGGAAGGCACGACUGCUCGGAGACACAGCUUCCAGGGUUUGUCUACGUCAUCUUCGACGGCUCCUCCUCUUGUCGGCCGGACCUCACGACCCAGGAGCCGCAGCUUGGACGGACAUCGCUCCCCCAUCACCAUCACCACCACCACCGCUACCGUCAUCACCACCACCGUCGCCACCAUCAUCCCCACCAAAACCACCACCACUCCGACCAACACAACUAUCACCACUAUCACCAGUAUCCUUGCCACCACCACCAUCAUCUCCACCACCAUCACCCCCACCACCAUAAUCCCCACUACCAUAAAUCCCACAAUGACCACCAUCCCCACCAUCCCCACCAUCAUCACCAGCACCAUUAGCUCCAUCAUCUUCCUCCCCGAAACCACCGCCUCUCUCAAUCCCCACUUCCCCAAUGACCCCGGCGACCCCGGCGACCCCGGUGACUCCGGCGACCCCGGUGACCCCGGCGAGUGGCGAUUCCUGGAGACGCCGCGGAUCCGGGACAGCGGCUACCACUCGCACUGCGCCACCACCCAGCGGCGCCGCGAUGGGGGCUACCGCAGCGGUGGAGGAGAGGCUACCGGUGGCAGUGGCGGCGGUGGUGGUGGCGGUGGGAUGAUGGGCCGAGACACCGCCCUCAUACCCACCUCGACCCCCAUCAACAAGGGCUCUUCGGAUGAUUCUAACUGA